UUUUUUAUUUCAGAGGGUCAAAAGUUUUAAUUCCCAGGAAAUUUCGUUUCCUGGAGAAUUCAAUUCCUUAACCUCAACAUUUUGAAAUCCAGGAAAACCGGGUUCGAAUUCUGAUUUGAAAUUUGAAAUUCGUGUUUGUAUCGUAAUUUUAAUGGCGACGAGGAACCGGACCGUAGUGUAUAGAAGGCACAGAGACGCGGUGAAGAGCGUGCGAGCUCCGUUGUUUUCGUCGGCGUCCGGUUCCGGCGGUCCGGUGAUCGAAAUGGCUUCGCUUCUUGGUUCUAAUCGGUCUUCUUAUGCUCCUCUUAGCACCGAAGAUCCAGGUCCAUCAAGUAGGGAUGCAUUUACUGUGGGUCUACCACCAUCUUGGGUUGAUGAUUCUGAACAAGUGGCUGCAAAUAUACAACGUGCUCGGGCCAAAAUGGCUGAGUUAGUCAAGGCUCAUGCCAAGGCUUUAAUGCCCUCAUUUGAAGAUGGCAAAGAAGAUCAACAUCUAAUUGAGGCUCUUACCCAAGAGAUUACAGAUAUAUUGAGGAGGUCUGAGAAGAGAUUACAGAAACUUUCUGCAAGUGGAUCUGCUGAGGACUCAAAUGUUAGAAAAAAUGUACAGCGUUCUCUUGCAACAGACCUGCAGAAUCUUUCUGUGGAACUACGGAGAAAACAGUCCACAUAUUUGAAACGUCUGCAGCAGCAAAAGGAGGGACCUGAUGGGGUUGAUUUGGAGAUGAACUUGAAUGGAAAUAAAUCCAGUUUAGAAGAUGAUGAAUUUAGUGAUGUGGGUUUUAAUGAGCAGCAAAUGGUUAAGAUAAAAAAGGGUCAGCAGGAAAGAGAAAGGGAGAUCAACCAGGUUGUGCAAUCAGUGAACGAGCUAGCUCAAAUAAUGAAGGACCUGUCAGUUCUUGUUAUAGAUCAGGGCACAAUUGUUGAUCGCAUAGACUACAACAUUCAGACUGUUGCUGUAUCAGUUGAUGAGGGUCUUAAACAGCUCCAGAAGGCAGAGAGAACACAGAAGAAAGGUGGAAUGGUGAGGUGUGCGACGGUGCUUGUUAUUAUGUGCUUCAUCAUGCUAGUCCUUCUGAUACUCAAGGAGAUACUCUUCUGAUCAUGAUAGUGUAGCCUGUUAGUUAUGUUGAUACCAGAGGAAAAAAAAGAAGAUAAGGUAAACUGAUUGCGAAAUCUUUUUGAGAUAGAUUGGAGCUUUUGUAACUAGUACAUUGACAAGAAUGUUGCAGAGAGGCACGUCACUCACAUUGUGAGGACAUUUGUAUCAACUCCAUGCAAAAAGUUCAAAGUUCAAAUUAAUGAAAAGUCGAAGGCAUAUUGGCA
Molecule: messenger RNA, 1326 nt
Organism: Quercus lobata
Lineage: Eukaryota; Viridiplantae; Streptophyta; Magnoliopsida; Fagales; Fagaceae
Product: syntaxin-43-like
Exons: 8
Coding region: 152-1102 (316 amino acids)
Biological process (GO): intracellular protein transport; vesicle fusion; vesicle-mediated transport
Cellular component (GO): SNARE complex; membrane; endomembrane system
Molecular function (GO): SNARE binding; SNAP receptor activity
Source: RefSeq, a predicted model, not a curated record